AUGUCUAAUAAACAACCUCAGGCGACUCCGUCGUCUGGAAAGAAACUAAGCGUGCGCGGUGGAGUUUUUGUUAUAAAGGGUGUUACACUCUUCCUAGCAGCUGCAAAAACUCCCAAAACUUCCAAUCAGCCCAGUGGAAGUUCCGGUGCGAAGAGCAGAGGGCGCAAGAAGAUGAGCGAGAAGGACGUGUGUAAAUGUUCGCCGAAAAUUAUGGAGGCGGCAAAAAAGGACACGUUAUUACACAAAAACUGUUUAAUAAAACAUCCACAAGAAGAAGACCCUGAUGAGAGCGUUAAAGAUUUGGUAGAUAUAGUCAUGAGAAAAAUAGAUAAAGAUAAAGACGGAAAAGUUUCUCUUGAAGACUUUCAAAACACAGUUGAAGAAGAACCGUUGCUUUUGGAGGCAUUUGGAAAGUGCUUACCGUCCGAGGAAUCAAAAAUGACAUUUCUAACAACCCUCAAAGCUUAG
Diabrotica balteata is the source of this 468-nucleotide messenger RNA. The record is from the annotation of a GenBank genome assembly. NCBI's taxonomy places the organism in Eukaryota, Metazoa, Arthropoda, Insecta, Coleoptera, Chrysomelidae.